Messenger RNA from Sungouiella intermedia, 1836 nucleotides. The record is from the annotation of a GenBank genome assembly. NCBI's taxonomy places the organism in Eukaryota, Fungi, Ascomycota, Pichiomycetes, Serinales, Metschnikowiaceae.
AUGAAAAUUUCAGAGAAGUUGCUCCAGGCCCAUGCAUGUGCCAAUCCUCCUCCGGCCACAUUCUCCUUCGAGUUUUUCGUUCCAAAGACUUCCCAGGGUGUCCAGAACUUAUACGACAGAAUGGACAAGAUGUACGAUUUGAAUCCGAUCUUCAUCGAUAUCACCUGGAACGCCGGUGGAAGGUCAUCCUCUUUGACUAAUGAGAUGGUCUAUACUGCCCAGUCAGCUUUGGGCUUGGAGACAUGUAUGCACUUGACGUGUACCAACAUGCCAGUUUCGUUGAUCGAUGAAGCGUUAGAGAAGGCUUACAGAUCUGGCUGCCAAAACAUUUUGGCUUUGAGAGGUGAUCCACCAUUAGACGGCUCUGAAUCUACUGGAGAUUUCAAGUACGCCAAGGACUUGAUUGCAUACAUUCACAAGAAGUAUGGCAAUCAUUUCAACAUUGGUAUCGCUGCUUACCCCGAGGGUCAUCCAGAGGAGGAAAAUGGAGAUAACUUGAUGAAGUAUUUGAAGGAAAAAGCAGAUGCUGGUGCGGAUUUCAUCAUUACGCAAAUGUUCUAUGAUGUAGACAACUUCAUUCGUUGGUGUGAACAGGUUCGCAAGGCAGGAAUUGACAUUCCUAUCAUUCCUGGAAUCAUGCCUAUCUCUACGUAUUCUGCGUUCAUCAGAAGAGCCAAGUGGUCACAGGUGGUCGUUCCUCAGCAUUUCUUGGAUACGUUGGACCCCAUCAAGGAAGAUGACUAUGCUGUCAGAGAAGCAGGCACUGAACUUGUUAGUGAAAUGUGCCAGAAGCUCAUUGACUCUGGUUACGUCAACCACUUGCACUUCUACACCAUGAACUUGGAGAGAUCUACGGUGAUGGUGUUGGAGAAGUUGAAGUUGGUUGACUCCGUCGCAGAUAACGAUGUGGUAGCUGAAGUGUUGCCAUGGAGAAAGUCUUUGCACCCAAUGAGAUCUAAGGAGGCCAUCAGACCCAUUUUCUGGCAGAACAGAAAGCACUCGUAUAUCUCGCGUACGUCCGGAUGGGAUGAGUUCCCCAACGGAAGAUGGGGUGACUCAAGAUCUCCAGCUUUCGGUGACAUUGACCUUGCUGCUUCUCAACUUUUGAGACAAUCUCCAAAGAGAGCUCUUGAAUUAUGGGGAUGUCCACAGUCGCUCAAAGACUUCUCCGAUAUCAUUGUUUCCUAUUUGAAGAACGAGAUCAAGUCUUUGCCCUGGAGUGAUGGUCCUAUUGGCACCGACACGAAUGUAUUGAAAGAUGCAUUGAUUGAGGUUAACAAGAAGGGAUUCUUCACCUUGAAUUCUCAACCUGCUCUCUCUGGUAUCAGAUCCAACGAUAAGACUUUCGGCUGGGGUCCAAAGAACGGGUUUGUGUAUCAGAAACAAUACUUGGAGUUUCUCGUCCACAAAGAUGUUGCUCAAGAAUUGUUGACUAAGGUCGAAGAACACAACAAGAAAGACCAACACAGUGUGAUCACCUACUACGCAGUUGGUAAGCAAGGUGAUGUCGAAACAAACUCCAAGGAUGACGACAUCAAUGCCGUUACUUGGGGUGUCUUCCCAGGAGAAGAAAUUCUCCAACCCACUAUUGUCGAAAAGGUCUCCUUCUUGGCAUGGAAAGACGAAGUUUACAGCUUGCUCGAUGAGUGGGUGACUAUUUUUCACUCUAAAGCGCUCAGUGAGAGCGUCGAGAAGGACAAAGUCGAUGUCUUCUCGAAGUUGUUUACGUCAUUUGGUGAUGAGUUCGUGUUGUGCAACUUUGUCAACAACGACUUCACCAGUGACAACAACGUGAUGUUCAGUUUGUUGAACGACCUCAAUGUUCCAUACUUGUGA